Molecule: messenger RNA, 615 nt
Organism: Giardia duodenalis
Lineage: Eukaryota; Fornicata; Diplomonadida; Hexamitidae
Product: Emp24/gp25L/p24 family/GOLD protein
Exons: 1
Coding region: 1-615 (204 amino acids)
Source: RefSeq, a predicted model, not a curated record
AUGCUUUCCUUGCUGUUCCUAUUAACCGCCACCAAUGCUCUGUACUUUGACUUUACAAACUCUAACGUAAUCUGCUUCCGGCACAAGGCCGUUGUCGAUCAAGACAUUCGGCUUUUGUAUUCCGUCAAUACCCCGGAGCUCUAUGCCAAAGGGAGCACAUCGCUCAAUCAGCGAACUAGCAGUGUCUUACUGCAAAUAUACGACGUUUAUGACGCGGUUGUCUUUGACACUCAGCUCUCGGACAGGGGGGAGCUUCUCUUCAGCCCCCGGCAAGUAGGCGACUACAAGGUCUGCCUUGGUGGCGGCUCUGCAAAGAUGGACAAGUCGGUCGGUCGCAUGAGUCUCUCAAUAGAGAGCCACGCCCCAGCCAAUGACUCGGUGGAUGCAAAGCGCAGACAGGAGGAGCAAACUGUAACUAGGCUCUUAGCGAAGGCGAAGGCAAUUGACCAGCAGGCAGAAGUAAUACACACCAACUUUGACCGGUUUGAAUCUCAGAUCUCCUCCACGAGGCGUAGUGUUGUUGUUACAAACCUUUUAUGCAUAGUAACGUACAUUGGCGUCACUGUUUGGCAACUUAAGACUAUUAAGCGUUACCUUAUACAGCGAAAGAUAUAG